Molecule: messenger RNA, 1464 nt
Organism: Parnassius apollo (apollo)
Lineage: Eukaryota; Metazoa; Arthropoda; Insecta; Lepidoptera; Papilionidae
Source: the annotation of a GenBank genome assembly
AUGACUACAUGGAUGGCGCUGUUCGGGUUAGUGUGGCUACUGCGAGUACGCGGCUCUUUAUGUGGAUGCGCCGCGUGUAAACGUGCGCGACAUGAAGUACAAGAUACACGAGAUCCUCUAGAGCAGCCGCAGUGUAGUACCAAUCCUGUUAAUGUCUAUACUCACCGAGAGCGUCCGCCAUUUGACGUUAUUGCACUUCAAAAUUACACCCGUGACGCUACAGUGCAAACUGAUUUCGAUGACGAAGAGAAUGAAGAUCUUGACAAAAUCGAACAACAAAUAUGUGAAGAAUCAAAUAUUGGCAACUUUGAAUGUGGGCGAGAGCAGUCGACGCAAAGUUCAGAAGUUGACCGAUAUAUCGCAGGAAGCUUACAGGGUUCCAUAGAUUCAGAUGGUGAUUCCGUUUGGGAAACGGCUGAUGUGACUUUAGAACGUGGCACAAAUGGUCUAGGACUGAGUAUAGCGGGUGGAGAGAGUGGCGGUGAUAUCAGCAUUACAAGAUUAGCAGUUGGGGGAGCAGCUAAGAAUGACGGUAGACUGCAAAUAGGCGAUAUUUUGCUACAGGUUAACGAUAUUUUAUUGGAGGGUGCCCCACAUUCAGUAGCAGUCGAUGCUUUGCAGAAAGCAGGAAAUGUCGUAAAAUUAAAAGUUCGUCGAGCAAGAAGACCCAGAGUAGUUACCUUAUGGCGUGGAGCGCGGGGACUUGGUCUUGGAAUUGCAGGAGGAGCCGAUGAUGCUGCUGGUGGUGGUGGCGUAUUUAUAUCUUAUAUAGCAGUCGGUGGAGCUGCAUAUCAUGAUGGCAGACUUAGGCUUGGCGAUAAAAUAUUGGCUGUGAGGGACGAAGACGGUAUAGAAACUUCCCUAAUUGGUGCAACUCAUGCUAAAGCUGUAGCAACUUUGCGGAACACCGGGGAACAUGUAACACUAGUAGUUCUGCCAGCUGCCUCUAUACCUCUCGCUGCACAAACGGCUCUCUACUCAACUAAAACUCAAGCUACAUCGUGUUCAACUCUUCACAUGCUUACAGAAGAAGAGACAAACAAUAUUCCGAGAUGUGUUCGAAUGGUACGGCUGGUUCGUACUGGUUCACGUUUGGGGAUGGAUAUUGUUGGAGGAUUAGGAGGAAAUGCUGAAGAAUGUGUUGGAAUGGAAGAAGACACAUAUGGAGUAUUUGUAUCUGGUGUGUCUGUUGGCGGAUCAGCUUACGGAAUACUUUACAGAGGAGAUCGCAUAUUAAGUGUUGAUGGACACGAUCUUUCACGGGCAACACAUGAACAAGCUGCGGCUGCUCUUAAGCAGUAUUCAGGCAGCACAGUGACGAUCGCCGCACAAUAUCAACCCGAACAGUAUGAAAGGUUACGUGCGCGAAUAAGAGCUAUUAAUGCAGCUGCUAUGUCACCGCAUACACUUCAUACUACUCAUGUGCCUGUACAUCCUGAUCUGCAUGCCGCGUAUCCAAGGUAG